Diversispora eburnea is the source of this 189-nucleotide messenger RNA. The record is from the annotation of a GenBank genome assembly. NCBI's taxonomy places the organism in Eukaryota, Fungi, Glomeromycota, Glomeromycetes, Diversisporales, Diversisporaceae.
AUGUCCGAAAAUCCACUUUCCUCGCAAGAUGAAAAAGGAAAAGAACUACGCGUGCCUGAUAACAAUUUUAACAUUUUGAUGGAGGUGCAGAAUGUUGAAAUUGAUAAUGUGAAACCGGAAAUGUUGCGAGCACAUUUAAUGCUUUUAACUAAAUUUAAAGCAUUGGAACAAGCAGAUGAACAGAUUGAU